GUACAUUGCAACAUCGGAGGUGGAAGAGACACAAUAGUCAGAUCAAACAUAUUCUAUAAUGCUUCCAAGUACUCGAUGCAGUUUGACUCUAGAGGGAAAUUUGGAGGAGGACUUACACGUACCUUACUGUUAUUGCUCAAGAGAGUACCAUAUCAAAAUAAGUUAUGGAGUGAAAGGUAUCCAGAACUUGCCGCAAUACUGAACAGUACUAGUAGCCCUGGUAAUCCAGAAAAUAAUAUUAUUGUGAACAAUGCGUUUUAUUCCAAACAUAUAAAAGCCAUAGAUGGAAACAAAUAUGGAUCUAACUGGUUCUUAGUGGCUGACAAUAUAUAUACAACUGUUAAAGAAAACUUCUUUGCCCCAGUAUAUGGAAAUUUUAGAUUAAUCUGCAGUUUGAGUGACGUCAAGAUCAGUGCACCAGUGUCAGCAAAUGAAGUUGGACCCAGAGAUACAGUGGGACCAAUAGCAAUUCGACAUAUGUCACUAGCACCAGGAUUUUCAGUAGGCACUCCACAGACACAGAUAACAUGUCCACAAAAACAGCCACCCGCUCAGCCACCGAGAGAACUGUAUCUUCCAGAUGGAUCAGUACCUAACCAUAUCUAUAGCGAUGUUCCUAAGGAAGGAUGUUGGUUUAGAUUUGAUAAUUGUCCAAACCACGUUCAACGUAUGAGUACACCAUCAAAGCCAUAUUACCGUUAUGAAACGAACGACGGAGCUGGAACAAAUGAAACUAUUUGCCUGGACACAACAACGAAAAUGAUGCAAGAAUGUGGAAAAGGGGCAGAAUUCUCAAUAAUAUUUGGACCGACAGGCGCAAUGACAGUUGGAGGUGAAGGUUGUUUCUUCGCCUGGUACGGAUGUCCACGAGUAGGAUUAUAUAGAACUCGUAUAGAAAGAGAUAAUUGGGCUGAGCGGCAUGUUAAUGGUGCUUAUGAUGAACAAGCUUGUCUAAAUAGAGCUCGACCACAAUGGAAUUAUUGUGGACAUAAUACAUCUUAUCCGGUAGUUAACAUCUUUAAGCCAACAGGCCAUUUUAAAGUUUCCGGUGGUGGAUGUUAUAUUAAACCAGAUAAAUGCCCUGGAAACACCGAUUUAGAUCAUAUGUUCUAUGACAGUGACGGAGCUGCAAAUAACGGAACAGAUGACAUUAUGGAAAGUUGUUUUGAGAGAGCUGAAUUCUUUUGGAAGCAGUGCGGUAGUGAUCUACGAUAUCCAGUUACAGCCUUCUUUAGACCAGAAGGGAAAUCUAUUCGCUAUCCUCGAUAACGCAUCUUUAGAAAACAUGAACGCUGUUUAUGUAACAAUAAAAUUUGUUCGAUUGCUA
Messenger RNA from Mytilus californianus (California mussel), 1327 nucleotides. RefSeq lists its product as uncharacterized. Lineage: Eukaryota; Metazoa; Mollusca; Bivalvia; Mytilida; Mytilidae. Bases 76 to 1269 code for a protein of 397 amino acids. The transcript is spliced from 9 exons. The record is from RefSeq and is a predicted model, not a curated record.